Molecule: messenger RNA, 933 nt
Organism: Staurois parvus
Lineage: Eukaryota; Metazoa; Chordata; Amphibia; Anura; Ranidae
Source: the annotation of a GenBank genome assembly
AUGGUGAAAGAAUUCAUCCUAAUGGCAUUUUCUGACUUGGCACACUUGCAGAUAUUAAUGUCUUUCAUCAUUUUGCUGUCAUACAUGAUCUGUGUCACUGGAAAUAUUUCUAUUAUUAUUUUGAUUAUAAUUGAUCCUUUACUUCACAACCCAAUGUAUACAUUUAUAGGCAUCUUUGCCUUCCUGGAAAUUAUGUUUGCAACAGUAACUGUACCUAAGCUUUUGGAUAACUUAAUUUCAGAAAAAAAGAAUAUUUCUUUUCUAGGAUGCUUCACACAGUUAUAUUUCUUUAACGGAUUAGGGAUAACUGAAUGCUACCUCUUGGCAGUAAUGGCCUUUGAUCGGGAUUUAGCUAUUAACAAUCCCUUGCAUUAUUUGUCUAUUAUGAAUCCUUUGCACUAUACAGUUAUUAUGAAUAAAUCACAAUGUGUUAAAUUUGCAGUUGCUCCUUGGAUUAUUGGAAUUAUCAUAGCUUUCAUACCUACAAUAUUCACAGCUCAGUUGGAAUUCUGUGGUCCUAAUGAGGUUAAUCAUUUCUUCUGUGACUUGGCUCCAUUGCAGAAUUUGGCUUGUUCUAACCCCUUUAUCAGUAAUGUAGUUACAAGUACAGCUGCAGUGUUUGCAACAGUGAUCCCGUUUGUGCUUAUUUUGGGGUUUUAUGUUCAUAUAAUUAAAGCUAUUUUGAAAAUUAAGAGUUCAGAAGGAAAACAAAAAGCCUUCUCAACCUGUUCAUCCCAUCUUACUGUAGCCAGCUUGUUCUAUUGUACUGCUAUUGUUGUAUAUGUUAGACCCAAGGGUAGUCAUUAUGACAAAUUCCUUGCUCUUAUGUAUACUGCCUUCACUCCAUUUUUAAACCCAUUUAUAUACACAUUAAGGAAUAAUGAUGUAAAAGACAGCUUUGAGGAAAUCAAAACUAUUAAGAAUUCUUGGUAA